AUGCUCAAAGAGACCUCAAAUCAAGGGGAGAACAGCAAAUGACUGCUCAGUCUGCAGAUGGUGCACUGAAAACAGCUAUUAUCAUAUGAAUGGAGCAGGCUUAGCGAGAUUUGUUUGUAAUCCUCCAGUGCAACGUGAGCUUUGCACGCUUGUACUGAAGUGGUAAUCUUCCAGGCUUGCCAGUCUCCGAAUCGUAAAUCUGCAGAUGUGCCAGAGACAUUAUAUCCAUCUGAUGUCCUCUUCUGCUAUAUUAAGCUGGAUUAAUGAUGACAGUGAUUUUCUCUGGGUUCCUGUGUGGUUGUCUUGAUUCAGUACAGCUACAGAAUGAACAUAUCGGCAGUCUUCAAUGCUCUUCUUGUAUCAAUCCUGGCAGCAGUACUCUGGAAGUAUGUGAAGCUAUGGGAGCAGUACUCCAUUAUUGAGGAAGAGCUAGAUCUAACUCGUCAAUCCGAAGAAUUGUCUCAGGUUCGCAUUGACUACCAGGCAGCCUUGUAUGCUCUGGUGGAGGAUGGCACGAGAAUGGUGUGCACUGGCAGGAUGCAUACAGACCGUGUAUGCCGCUUUGACUCACUCUGCUACUCUACAGAAGCUGAAGAGUUUGUCUUCUUUCAUAGCAACUCUUCAAUCAUGUUACCUAAUUUGGGCUCCAGACGUUUCCAGCCAGCACUGCUAGACCUGUCUUCAGUGGAUGACCACAAUACUCAGUAUUUCAACUUUGUAGAGCUGCCAGCUGCCGCUUUGAAGUUUAUGCCUAAGCCUGUUUUUGUGCCAGAUGUUGCACUUAUAAUGAACAGAUUCAAUCCUGACAACCUAAUGCAUGUUUUUCAUGAUGACCUUCUACCCAUUUUCUACACAAUGCAGCAGUUCCCAGACUUAGAUAUGGAAUCUCGACUUUUCUUCAUGGAAGGCUGGAGUGAAGGUCAACAUUUUGAGCUGUAUAGGUUUUUAAGCAAUAAGCAGCCUCUUUUGAAGGAACAGUUAAAAAACCUAGGAAGGCUUCUCUGCUUCACCAAAUCCUAUGUGGGCUUAACAAAACUCACCACAUGGUAUCAGUAUGGCUUUGUCCAACCACAGGGUCCAAAAGCCAACAUUUUGGUUUCUGGUAAUGAAAUCAGACACUUUGCUAAGUUCAUGAUGGAGAAGUUAAACAUAAGUUCAGAGCAAGGUUCUACAGAUGACUACAUAGUAUUGUUCAGUCGAACACUUAACCGACUUAUUGUAAAUGAGGCAGAAUUACUCCUUGCGCUUGCUCAGGAAUUUCAGAUGAAAACUAUCACAGUGUCACUUGAAGACCACUCAUUUGCAGAUAUUGUUCGACUCAUCAGCAAUGCCUCCAUGCUCGUGAGCAUGCAUGGUGCCCAGUUAGUCACGUCCCUGUUUCUACCAAAAGGUGCUGUUGUGGUGGAGCUUUUUCCUUUUGCGGUAAACCAUGAACAUUACACACCAUACAAAACACUGGCAAUACUCCCAGGUAUGGAACUUCAAUAUGUUGCAUGGCAAAAUACUGAGGAGGAAAAUACAAUCACUUAUCCUGAUAGGCCAUGGGAACAGGGUGGGAUUGUACAUCUGAGUGCAGCUGACCAAGAACGAAUAAUGAAAAAUAAAGAAGUACCCCGUCACCUCUGCUGUCGUAACCCAGAGUGGCUCUUCCGUAUAUAUCAGGACACAAAAGUGAAUGUUUCCUCACUUGUACAAGCCAUAAGAAAUGUCGUAAAAACAAAACUGGUUUCUAGGAAGCAGAGGUGGGUUAAUGGGCCUUAUCCUGGAAAAGUUAGAGAAGCAAAAUGUCAGGCUUCCAACCAGGGUACGAAGGUAGCCAAGUUGUCGGUAUCUUGGCAAAUACCAUGGAAUCUUAAGUACUUAAAAGUAAGAGAUGUUAAAUAUGAAGUAUGGAUACAAGAACAAGGUGAAAAUUCCUACAUGCCUUACAUCUUGUCUCACCAGAACCACACAUUUUCUGAAAACAUUAAACCAUCUACCACGUAUCUUGUGUGGAUCCGCUGCAUUUUCAACAAAAAUCUUCUUGGGCCUUUUGCAGAUGUCCUGCUGUGUAGCACAUAACAGCAAAAAGCAUGGUCAUGUUUGGUUUAGAAUCAACCAUAUUUAAUUGGCAUGCAAUGGACUCAUUUUAGAGUACCAAAGAGGGCCAUGCAGAAAAUAUUCUUUAGGUUUUGUAUGUUUUUCAGUGUUUCUACCUUUUUAAACAUAUUCUAAACAAAGGUAUAGUGCAUUAAUGUGACUAAAAUGUAAUUUAUUUUUUAAAUAGUUUAGCAACUCAUAG
Messenger RNA from Pelobates fuscus (common spadefoot toad), 2281 nucleotides. RefSeq names its product protein O-linked mannose N-acetylglucosaminyltransferase 2 (beta 1,4-) (gene POMGNT2). Gene Ontology annotation, cellular component: endoplasmic reticulum. Gene Ontology annotation, molecular function: protein O-acetylglucosaminyltransferase activity; protein binding. Lineage: Eukaryota; Metazoa; Chordata; Amphibia; Anura; Pelobatidae. Gene Ontology annotation, biological process: protein O-linked glycosylation via mannose. The coding region runs from base 325 to 2061 and encodes 578 amino acids. The transcript is spliced from 3 exons. The record is from RefSeq and is a predicted model, not a curated record.